AUGAUUGCCCAGGUUGUCGGUUUCGACAAGGACUUAGUCCUUCCGUCCAUUCUUGUAGCCUUCUCGGUUCUUGCUGGAUAUGUCGCUAUCCAAUCCAUCUACUAUUUCUACUUCCACCCACUGGCUUCACUCCCUGGCCCUUUCUUUGCGCGUAUCACAGACCUCUAUGGCGGGUAUCAUGCCUGGACUGGACGACACCACUAUCAUCUCUACGAGCUUCACAAAAAAUAUGGUCCUGUUAUUCGGUACGGUCCAAAUCGUGUUUCCUUCAACUCUGCCACUGCUGUCAAAGAUAUUUAUGGUGCAACAAAGCCUCUCCGCAAGUCCGCUGGUUAUCGAGCCCUGCUUCUAAGUGGGAACGUUUUCAGUCUCUUCACAUCCAUCGACAAAUCUUUCCAUGGGAAGCGAAGGAGAAUCAUGUCACAUGGGUUUAGCGAUGCAGCUCUUCGUAGCUACGAACCCAUUGUCCAGGAACGUAUCGACAAGUUCCUUGAGAUCCUCACCAAGGAAGCCGGAGCUGAUGGCUGGGGUGCAUCCAAGAAUAUGUCUCGUCUCUGCGCUGGUCUGACCUUUGACGUUAUGGGUGCUUUGGUGUUCGGACAACCAUUCAAAAUCCUUGAGGAUGAGAGUGGUUUGUCGUAUGUCAUCGAUGCCAUUAUUUCAGCCAGCCGUAGCGUGGGCGUUAUGGUUCACCUCCCCGUCUUUGGCAAGAAUAAUAUUCUUUUCAAGAUCCGAGGCUUGUUCCGUCUUCUCUUCCUGAGUUUGAAAGAUCUAAAGAACAUUAAGGCGUUCUUAGCUCUUAGUGCAAAGUUGACUAGAGAGAGGACCGCCCAGGAAGCCGCGAAAACUGCUGGUGAGGAUAUCGUCAAGGCCCAAGGUGUCCCUAACAAGGAUAUUCUCGGUUGGAUUCUUGCCGCUACCGAUCCAGAAACAGGUGAACAUCUCAGUCUUAGUGAUGUCUGGGGAGAAGCCCGUGUCUUGAUUAUCGCUGGCUCCGAUACGACUUCGACAUCACUCUCUGGUGCUCUCUAUUACCUCAGUCGUAACCCUGUUAUUCUGAACAAGCUCCGUACCGAACUUCGCACGACUUUCUCAUCCGAAGAUGAAAUCUGGCCAGGUCAAAAGAUCAACUCCUGUUCCUAUCUCAAGCACGUUAUUGAAGAAGCUUUGAGAAUGAGUUCUCCAGUUGGUGGUAUCCUCUGGCGUGAAGCGGCAGUCGACCAUGUUGUUCAAGGAGUUACCAUCCCUGCGGGUACCGAUUGUGGAGUUCCAGUCUACUCUAUCCACCAUCACACAGAUUACUUCCACGAUCCUCAUGUAUUCAACCCAGACCGCUGGGAUGAAAAUAUUGUUGGCGCUGAAGCUGUGGCUGCGGCUAAAUCUGCUUGGAUUCCCUUUCAGAUUGGAUCUCGUGGCUGUAUUGGCCGUCCACUGGCCAAUAUGGAACUUACCCUUACUCUCGCCAGGAUCAUCUAUAGUUUUGAAAUCCGAGUCGAUGAAAGCAAGCGCGGUGUCGGCCAAGCUGAUGUCAUUCCCGGGCACACUGAGUUCGAAACUAAAGACCAGCUCACGGCAGAAACUACCGGGCCUUUUUUGCAAUUCAAAAAGAUCGAGGCUUGA
Orbilia oligospora ATCC 24927 is the source of this 1620-nucleotide messenger RNA. RefSeq lists its product as uncharacterized. Gene Ontology annotation, molecular function: monooxygenase activity; oxidoreductase activity, acting on paired donors, with incorporation or reduction of molecular oxygen; iron ion binding. Lineage: Eukaryota; Fungi; Ascomycota; Orbiliomycetes; Orbiliales; Orbiliaceae. The transcript has 5 exons. The coding region runs from base 1 to 1620 and encodes 539 amino acids. The record is from RefSeq and is a predicted model, not a curated record.